Molecule: messenger RNA, 534 nt
Organism: Perognathus longimembris pacificus (Pacific pocket mouse)
Lineage: Eukaryota; Metazoa; Chordata; Mammalia; Rodentia; Heteromyidae
Gene: Pcbd2
Product: pterin-4 alpha-carbinolamine dehydratase 2
Exons: 4
Coding region: 1-393 (130 amino acids)
Biological process (GO): tetrahydrobiopterin biosynthetic process
Molecular function (GO): 4-alpha-hydroxytetrahydrobiopterin dehydratase activity
Source: RefSeq, a predicted model, not a curated record
AUGGCGGUGGCGCUCGGGGCGCGGGGGGCGACGCGGCGGUGGCUGACGGCGCUGUGGGGACGGAGCCCGAGCCGGGCAGCCGCGUCUGCAGAUGCACAGUGGCUGACAGCUGAGGAGAGGAACCAGGUUAUACUUGAUCUGAAAGCAGCAGGAUGGUUGGAAUUAAGUGAAAGAGACGCCAUUUACAAGGAGUUCUCCUUCAAAAAUUUUAAUCAGGCAUUUGGCUUUAUGUCUCGAGUGGCUCUGCAGGCGGAGAGGAUGAACCAUCACCCGGAAUGGUUCAACGUGUACAACAAGGUCCAGAUAACUCUCACCUCCCAUGACUGUGGUGGACUGACCAGGAGAGAUGUGAAGCUGGCGCAGUUUAUUGAGAAAGUAGCUGCUGCCGUGUGACUGCUCCCUUGCAUGCGUGCAUGGAACCGUGCAUGCGCAGUGGCUGUGGAGGGCAGUCACACCAACAGAGAUGUUGUAAACUAGUUGGCCUUUUUAUGUUUUGUAUCACCAGUCCUUAAAUACAAAAUGAUUGAAACCUGA